Molecule: messenger RNA, 1545 nt
Organism: Clavispora lusitaniae ATCC 42720
Lineage: Eukaryota; Fungi; Ascomycota; Pichiomycetes; Serinales; Metschnikowiaceae
Biological process (GO): maturation of SSU-rRNA from tricistronic rRNA transcript (SSU-rRNA, 5.8S rRNA, LSU-rRNA)
Cellular component (GO): small-subunit processome; nucleolus; 90S preribosome
Molecular function (GO): protein binding
Source: RefSeq, a predicted model, not a curated record
AUGUCUAAAUACGAAAGGGAGAAAGACAAGUUCCAAGGAAAGGUUGCCAAGCCGAGAGGCGGCCGUGGCAACCGUGAUCUGAAAAAAGUUGACAGCGAGUACAAGCAGUUUGUCAAAGAGGCAGAAGCUACUGACAUGUUGCUUCAAGAAGAGGUUGGUUUUUUGGAGGCUGAUGGCCCCAUGGAAAAGACGUAUAAGUUCCGUCAAGAAGAUAUUGUGGAGGCUGUUGACCAGGCUACAUCCAACAAGAAAAUUGACUUGAAACUCACAGAAUUAGGACCUUACAGCUUGGACUUCACAAGAAAUGGACGGAAAAUGUUGAUUGCAGGUCGCAAAGGUCACGUUGCAUCGAUGGAUUGGAGGCUAGGCAAAUUGGACUGUGAGUUGUCUCUCAACGAGACUGUCCAUGCUGUCAAGUACUUCCAUAGCGACCAAUACUUUGCAGCAGCACAGAAGAAGUACGUUUUCGUCUAUGACAAGACAGGCUUGGAGCUCCAUAGAUUGGACCAACACCCGGACGUGACCAAGCUUGAUUUCUUACCCUACCACUUCUUGCUUGUUACUGCGGGAAACACUAGCAUGGUCAAGUUUCACGAUGUCUCCACCGGUUUUAUGGUGAGCGAGCACAAAACGAAACUGGGCCCCACACAGGCGAUGAAACAAAAUCCAUGGAACGCCGUCAUUAAUUUGGGCCACACAAAUGGAACUGUUACCAUGUGGAGUCCAUCAAUGGGCAAGCCGUUGGCCAAAAUGCAACUGAAUAGAGGACCGGUCAGGGACAUCGCCGUGGACAGAGAGGGAAAAUAUAUGGCUGUGAGCGGCAGCGACAAGACCCUCCGUCUUUGGGACUUGCGUAUGCUCAAAGAGUUGGAUGUAUACCACACCCAGACCCCUGCAAUGUCGUUGGAUGUGUCUGAUACUGGACUUCUUGCUGCUGGAUGGGGUCCAAACAUCACUAUCUGGAAGGAUGCGUUUAAGACACACCAACGCGAACCAUACAUGAAACACUUGCUCCCGUCGUCAAAGGUGGAGCGUGCACGGUUUGUUCCCCUUGAAGAUGUGUUGGGAGUUGGUCACGCUAAGGGAGUCUCGACUGUGAUUGUUCCAGGAGCCGGUGAGGCCAACUACGAUGCUUUGGAAGUGAAUCCAUACGAGUCUGGAAAGCAAAGACAAGAGGGCGAAGUGCGUGCUUUGCUCAACAAGUUGGCGCCAGAUACCAUUGCCAUGGAUCCUACAUUUAUUGGUACCGUGGACAAACAGGCGCGCAACAUCCGGUUGACGCGGGAAGAGUUAGAGCAAGCAAAGGUGCAAGAAGAGAAGGAGCGCGAAGCGCAACUCGAGGCUCGCCCAGAUCUUCCAGAGAAGCACUCCAAAUUGAAACGGUACUUGGCCAAGAGCAAGAGCAACGUGAUGGACGCGCGCAAGAUGCGCGCGCAGCGCAACUUGGAGUUGGAGAAAGAGCGCAGAGAGCGGAUGAGGCUCAAGGAAAUGGGCGUGCCGGACGAAAAGGACAAGUUGGGCCCUGCGUUGGGACGGUUCGUUUGA